Synchiropus splendidus (mandarinfish) is the source of this 5196-nucleotide messenger RNA. RefSeq names its product RUNX family transcription factor 2b (gene runx2b). The record is from RefSeq and is a predicted model, not a curated record. The transcript is spliced from 5 exons. Gene Ontology annotation, cellular component: nucleus. Gene Ontology annotation, molecular function: DNA-binding transcription factor activity, RNA polymerase II-specific; ATP binding; RNA polymerase II cis-regulatory region sequence-specific DNA binding. The coding region runs from base 745 to 1932 and encodes 395 amino acids. Lineage: Eukaryota; Metazoa; Chordata; Actinopteri; Syngnathiformes; Callionymidae. Gene Ontology annotation, biological process: regulation of transcription by RNA polymerase II; hemopoiesis; neuron differentiation.
AAUGAGCGUGUCCGCAGUUCGGUACGCGCGGCGGAGCGUUGACAUGCCGGUAUGUAACUGCGCGAUUCGACGGCGUGAAACUAGUGCUGGCGAUAGAUGCUGGUGGAGGGUCUGGCUCCGACUCCACGCACCACGUGUGGGAGUCGCAUCAGCACAAUAAUUGCCGUGCGCUUGAGCGCUAUAUAAACCACAAAAAGGGUUGAACACGGGAAACCCCGGAACACGAAACCGCACUCCAAAACUGGACUUUUUUUCCUUCUUUUUCUUUUAUCUCACCGACUAUCGUAUUAACGUUGGCUAUUUUUAACCCUAAAAGAUAAACUUUUGUGGAGGUCUUGGUGUGAAUUGUGCGCGCGAAAGUCUUCUUCAGUGUCACACCUACAGCGAACUUUUUUUUUUUUCUUACUGCGACUCAUCUCAACCGGAGGCUCUUUUGUGCGUGUUUUUCAUCCGCACACGUGUUACAGGCGACGAAAAACGCUGGUUCUGGUUUAAACGUCAGCUAUAGAAGUUUAUUUGAUGUGGACUGCAGGCGACCAGUGAAGAGGAGAGUUGGAUUUCUGCGCUCCGCUCUGGCUCACCGACUCUCUAUUUUCCAUUUUGGCAGACGCGCUGAAGCAGCGACACACACUCUCGAAUCCUCCUCCGACAGAGACACACGCGGAGAGGAAGAAGGGGGGAAAAGAGUUAGCUGGAAAUCUUUCUGCUGCCUUUUUUUUUGUAACUGUCCACGCUGCUGUUGUGAUGCGCAUUCCCGUAGAUCCGAGCGCCAGUCGGAGGUUCAGCCCGCCGUCCAACAGCCUCCAGCCGGUCCCCGGGAAGAUGAACGAGGUGAGUCCGCCGGGCGCGCAGCCGGACGCGGCGGCGGCGGUGCCGAGACUCCGGCCCCACGAGAACCGCAGCAUGGCUGAGAUCAUCGCGGACCACCCGGCCGAGCUGGUCAGGACGGACAGUCCCAACUUUCUGUGCUCGGUCCUGCCCUCCCACUGGCGCUGCAACAAGACGCUGCCCGUCGCGUUUAAGGUGGUGGCUCUGGGAGACAUACCUGACGGGACGGUGGUGACAGUCAUGGCAGGCAACGACGAGAACUACUCUGCUGAGCUGCGGAACGCCUCCGGAGUGAUGAAGAACCAAGUGGCGCGCUUCAACGACCUGCGCUUUGUGGGCCGCAGCGGCAGAGGCAAGAGCUUCACGCUGACAAUCACAGUAUUCACCAACCCACCACAAGUGGCCACUUACCACCGAGCCAUAAAGGUCACCGUGGACGGACCGCGUGAGCCCAGGAGGCAUCGGCAGAAACUUGAGGACCCGCCUAAGACCGGCCUCUUCUCAGACCGCCUCAGCGAAUUGGAGAGGAUGAGGGUGCGGGUGACUGUUCCAACUCAAGGUCCACGACCGACUCUCAACACGGCAGCCAACUCCUUCAAUCCACAGGGACAAACACAGAUCACAGGGUCCACCGACUUGAGUCCAUUCCCCGGUCAGUUUGAGCGUCAGUUUCCAGCCCUUUCCUCCCUGACGGAGAGCCGCUUCACCAGCCCAAGGAUGCACUACCCGGCCACCUUCACGUACACCCCACCGGUGACUUCUGCCAUGUCGCUGGGCAGCGCACACUACCACACCUACCUUCCCCCUCCUUACCCAGGCUCCACCCAGAGCCAAAGUGGACCCUUUCAAACCAGCAGCACUCCGUAUCUCUACUACGGCGCCUCGUCCGGCUCCUACCAAUUCUCCAUGGUCCCAGGAGGAGAUCGCUCGCCCUCUAGGAUGAUCCCGCCUUGCACUAGUGCCUCCACUGGCACCACCCUGGUCAACCCAAACCUGCCCAGCCAGACGGAAGGAGGAGUGGACGGAGACGGGAGCCACAGUAACUCCCCGACUGUCCUCAACCCCGGAGGACGAAUGGAUGAAGCUGUCUGGAGGCCAUAUUGAAGAAAAACCACGGCUCAGAUGUCAUGGUCUAAAAGCACAAUUUUUCUUCGAGCGAUCGAUGGAACUGUUUUUACCUUUUGCUCGGAAAUGUAAAAAAUAGACUGGUAUGAACUCGCCCUCCUGGAAUGUGUUUUGACCAAGACGCUACAAAGGGAUUCAUUCUCAGAGCAAUAAUGCGAAAGACAGAUUAUUUUGGUUGCAAGUGGAUCAGACACUAUUUCAGUUUUAAUAUAAUCCACAAGCUAAGGGAUGCUUCGACAAUAUUUGUUACAGACUGCCUCUUUUGUAUAGAAUUUGUAUCACAACAAGGCUUUUUUUGCAGAGCAUGUUUUUUUCUACUACGACAAUAUCAAGAUGCAAAUCAAGCACUGAGUAGCAAGCGCAGAGGCAUCGGUGUGGACCGAAUAAUUUGCUUUAAACCGUCUAAUUUAACUUGUAUAUUAUGGGUGAAACGUUGAUGUACAUUGAGGCGUUUUCUUAGUUUUUAACUUAUAAAGCCAUAAAUUAUGUAUUGUAUUUGAUUCAAAGAAGUGUAAUCUGAAUAUUUUUGAUGCAGCUUUUAAGUUAAAAGUGAACUGAAUGAGGUAAUUUAAAGAGUGAGAGAGGUGUACUUUUUGUUUUUGUUGGUACUACCCAAAGAUUUAAAUGUCAUUUCCAAAGAGUAUUGCGACAUGUUUCUUCUGGUGUAACUUUCAGUUCAACUGCUCUGCACAUUAAACGGCCGACAUCCUUGCGAGGCGUUGACAUGCAUUUGGCUCCGAAUGAAACCUUAGGUAUUUAUUGAGCAAUAACUCGAAUUGUGCCUCUUGGCAAAGUACCACGAACGAGAGCGUUCGUUCAAUGGGGGAAUAAUAAUUAUCCAUCGGAGGAAUGAUGCUGGAUUUCUCCGGUCUGACAUGCACAUGUGUAUUUUUUUGUUUUUACAAAUGUUAAAUGUACACAUGAGAGAGGCUGGUGGGUAGCUGUGAGCGCCCUCUUUAGGUUGAGAUUAGACUAUAAAGCAUCUCAGGAUAUGAAUAAUCCUUUGUUUACUCUGCAGACUUUCUUGUUUGAUCAUCACCUGAGCUGUCUGAUUCCAGUCUUGGCAUGUCAAGUUCUAAGAGUUACAUCCACACUACUACUUUUGUUUUAGCUCUAAAUGGCACUCUGGUAUGUUGGUGAGGAACUGCCUGAAAGCUUCCAGCUAAUUCAGAAAGACGCCUUCUCCUGCGACAUAAGAAAAAUGGUCUCUCUUUGAAGGGUGCUUCGGAUUGGGACAACUUUGUCAUCAUUCGUGUAUGAUAUUAGAGAGUGUUCACAGGUGUCUCCAACGUGGAGCAUUUGAGCUACCGUUGGCUCCAGAGGCUCUCAUGAUUAGCUCGCCCACAAUGAUAAUAUCAAUGCCCCAGUUUGGCACGUUGCCUUGUAAAACUGGUUUCACUUUCUGUCUUGCCAUAACAGCAGUUGUGUGCCCCCUCCAGGAAUAAAAGAGCGGGUGUUUGAUCUGUGGCACGUCGCCUAUACUCCAACACGUUCUAGCCGACAGUCAUUCCAAAAACAAAAACCGCACUUGGUAAAAGAUGGUAAAAUGGUAAAAGAACAUCCUUACUUUUGUAAUAUUAACUCGAGAGUUAACUCGAGAUUAUUGGCAAAUGACUCACACAUUUACAUGAAUGUAGCUUAAAGGAAGUGGGGCCAACAUUUGUGUACUACAGCAACCCAACAGAUACUGUCAAGAGCAUUCUUUAGAAAAACCUCAGAGACGUGAGCGGGUUCACAAACAUGCUAAAGCAUGACAAACUCUUGUGUUGACACACUCUUCCUUGAAGCUACAUUUAGAACUGAUCCAAAAUGUGUGAGUAAUUUGCCAUUUUGUGCGAGUUAACUGAGAUUAAAUGAGAUUAAAAGCAUGUUCUUUUAUACUAUAUCAGCCUUCUUUGGCAAAAGUAGCUCACAGAAAUGAAAUGUUGGAGACACCUGGUAUAUCAGGAUAGAUCAAACCGAAGUUUGUAAGUGCAAGAUUAGCUAGAUAACAGCUAAAAUAUAUUUAGUAAAACUGCAAAACAGUGCUAAGAUAAUGCUAUUUAAAUGUGAAAUAUAGCUACAUAGGUGAAAUCCUGAUAUGAUGGAGCAACUUUGCCUGUUGUGCAUGUGGCAUUCGAGUUCAAACAGUAGUGUUUGGAUGAAGUUGCAGUAGUGUGGAUGUAGGUCUUUCACUCUUUUGUUAUUCCUGGAGAUUCAAAUGCAAAUAUCUGCCUGACAUUCCUGUAUUUAUUUCUUGUUAUUUUAUCUUCUGUCGACAUGUUAAAAGCAAGAUUAAUAGCAUUCCCUGUUCACGUCAAACCCUGACACAAAUCUCCGAAAAAAAAAUCCCGAGGAGCUUGAUAUUACAAAUUUAAAACGACUGGCUGGAGGUGAUUGGAUGCAGCUGCUGGCGGCGAAACGUGCACCCAAAAAACAGAAUGGGAGAUUUGGUGUAUUUUUGUUUGAUAAAGCACUUAUUUUUUGGAGGGGAGGGGGUGAUUUCCAGCAGCACUUGCAGCUGGCUGCCAGCAGGGCGAGCGAUUCGGUCAGGGCACCACGUGAACACGCACGCACUCCCAAUGAAAAACACUUGACUAAACACACCGCUUUGGUUGAAGCUGCUGGUACGUGUUUGCAGAGGCAUUUUCUCCAACAAUCUGAUAUUCUGCGCAUGUAGGUAAUAUAAUAACCCAAUUUUAAAAAGUUGAGAAAAACACAGUCCUGGCCAAGAAUCAGACUUUUCCUUGAAGCUUUGCACGCGGCGCCUGUUUCCACGCCUCUGCAGACUCGCUUAAUAGAAUUGAACAUGUCACCGGUUUAUUUAACCACAAAAGUUGCAUGUGUCAGUCUUUUUCUCGCCUUUGAUGAAAUAUUAACACAAAUCUAAACAGAACGAGAUGUUGGGAUCCUAUAAAACUAUUUAAAUACUGUUUACUUGUCACCGCAGCACUGACGUCCCAUCCUGUCUUGUGUUUUUGAUUUGAACAUCUGCUCCUGUUUCUGUCAAAAGUCGAGUACAAACUUGUAUUAUUUAAUGAUCAAUGUGUAUGAUAUCUAGGAAACGUACUUUUACCGUGCUCUUUUAUAAAGUUUACAUGUUAUGUCUAUUGUUGUGUUUCUCAUCUCACUCGUCAGGACUUCUCUGGGUCUGCAGUAGACUUUUGCUGGUACAUUUCAUGAAGCUGUUUUCCUUGUCUUUUGUGGAACCUGACAACAGUGAGUGAAAUUGGCAUUGUGAUUAAGCAAUAUGUUUAUUUUGAG